This is a messenger RNA of Acanthisitta chloris (rifleman), 519 nucleotides long. RefSeq names its product troponin C type 1 (slow) (gene TNNC1). Gene Ontology annotation, cellular component: myosin II complex. The transcript is spliced from 6 exons. Lineage: Eukaryota; Metazoa; Chordata; Aves; Passeriformes; Acanthisittidae. Gene Ontology annotation, molecular function: calcium ion binding. Bases 13 to 498 code for a protein of 161 amino acids. The record is from RefSeq and is a predicted model, not a curated record.
CCCUCUCCAGCCAUGGAUGACAUCUAUAAGGCAGCGGUUGAGCAGCUGACAGAAGAGCAAAAAAAUGAGUUCAAGGCUGCCUUUGACAUCUUCGUGCUGGGGGCAGAGGAUGGUUGCAUCAGCACCAAGGAGCUGGGGAAGGUGAUGCGGAUGCUGGGGCAGAACCCCACCCCUGAGGAGCUGCAGGAGAUGAUAGAUGAGGUGGAUGAGGACGGCAGCGGCACCGUGGACUUUGAUGAGUUCCUUGUUAUGAUGGUCCGGUGUAUGAAAGAUGACAGCAAAGGAAAAACUGAAGAGGAACUCUCAGAUCUUUUCAGGAUGUUUGACAAAAACGCGGAUGGCUACAUCGACCUUGAGGAACUGAAGAUCAUGCUGCAGGCGACCGGAGAGACCAUCACUGAGGAUGACAUAGAAGAACUGAUGAAAGAUGGGGAUAAAAACAACGACGGCAGAAUUGACUAUGACGAGUUCCUGGAGUUUAUGAAGGGGGUUGAAUAAAUCUGAGGCCAGAUGGACAGC